CCGUGGGGGUCACGGCGGCUCCCACCUCAGAGCUGGCGGUGGCCGAGGCAGCCGAGGGCCAGUUUCCCGGGCGGUAGAGCGCGGAGCUCUGAACUGUCUCGGCCCCGCCCGGUAGUCCUCAGGAAUGUUCGGUGCUAGGGGCACUCUCCGGGGUCCGCCUGAGCAACGGCGCCGGGUGCGGCCGAGGCCGCCCGCGGCAGCCUGACGGGGGCGCCGAGGAGCCGGCCGGACUCUUCCUGCUGGCGGAACCAAAAGCGCAGCGCUGGAGGCUGGUGGGGGUUGUCGUCGGGCGCACCGGCCUGCGCUGUGCCUUCGCCGGCUGCUGCAGGAGACGGCUCACCAUGCUGCCGCUGCUGCGGGCUGCCGCCUGCCGCAGCACUGCCGCCGCAGCCCCGGCCUCCGCCGCAGCCACCGCCUGGCUUCGGAGCGCCUCAUGCCGCGGGUUCCCAGCUGUCUGCCGCCGGCGGGCCGCCCUGCCCGUCGCCGGAGGGGCACAGCAGGUUACAUCUUUUCAAGGAGCCGCUGUUCGAAGCCUAUGCACAUCUGCUCCUCAUGAACACCCAGAGCAUGGAAGAUUAGUUUAUAAAGGAAAUUUGGCAAAGGCAGUGUUAGGUGUGAAGUUUUUCUCUUACUCCACCAGUAUUUUCAACCUGUUCACGAUGCCCUACAUCAUGCUGAAAACGGGUGUUGGGUUUGACAGCCUGCUUGGCCAGGCUGCCUUUUAUGGGGUGGUUGCGUUCUUCACAUUUGUGACGCCAGUGACCUUGCAUGUCCUCACCAAAGGCUACGUGGUUCGACUCUAUUACAAGGAUGAAGUGGACACAUAUACAGCCAUUACAUACAAUGCCAUCUUGGCAGAAAAAGCGACUGUGUUCCACCGGAAAGAUGUAAAGAUUCCAGACAUCAGCAAGAUGUUUACAACAUUCUAUGCUAAAACAAAAUCGAUGCUUGUCAAUCCAUCGCUUUUCCCGAAUCCCCAGGAUUUUAACCAUCUUAUGGGCCAUGACAUGUCUUUGUAUUUUGACUUUGAGGAGGAAAAGAAAACUGGUGAAACAAAAUAGUUACAAGAUAACAAAUGCCACUAUCAUUGUUCCUGGUGCAUUACUGUAAAUGUGAAAGAAUUUAAACUUCUAUUACACUGAAGUAUCAGAUAGCUGGAGUUCCUCAGAUGUAUUUUGGAAUGUAUAAACCUUUCCCUGUUUUUUAAAAACUUGUACACAAUGUAAGGUUCUCAUCAGAGUUAAUGUCACAAAACACAGUAAAAAAAAUAUUCUUAGAUCUGUCUUGUGAUUGUUUGUUCUUGGCUUGGUUUUGUAUUGCUAAUUAUCGAGGAGAAUUGUAAGAUGCCUGGGUGAUGCAGCACUCUCACCUUCUCCAAGAAUGAAGGAACCAUUCAUGCAACAAAAAACAUCAGUGCUCGUUAUCUGUCAAAUACAUGGUUAAUCUUUGAAGCCCUAGUGGUUAAUUGUAUGUAAUGAAAAAGACCAGGGUUUCUUGUGAGUGCUACUGGUGGUAUCAAGUGGGUGGAGAUGCCUUUCACUUCCCUUUGUGAGAGCAUUCUUUGUGAGAGUAGCCAGGAGGAAUGUUUAGAAAACAGACAGGUAUUGUUGCUAGUUUCUGCAGCAGCCCCAACCUCGAGGCCUGCAGGCCUCUGCAGAAAACGUGGAGAACAGCUUCCUCGCAGUACUCUCCAGUUACUUGACUUCAAGUCCCACUGGAGCAACGCUGUCCCGAGAGAACAGCAAGCAGCUUCUCUUGUGUUGGUUGUAGGGGAAACAUCUGAGCAUGAGAUUUGCUCUGUGGAGAUUUCACUGAAAAAGGCUGCUGUAUUUGAACUGAUAUAACGAAAAUACUAUUGACUAGUGGUUAAAGUGGAUUCUGUCAGCAUUUAGGUAAGGGUGAGGAAGCAAAAGGGAGUAUCCCACAGAGUACUGGUUAGAUUUUGUGCCUUUAAAAAACAUACAUCUUGAUGUUGCAAAGAACACCACCUUGAGCUCAAAUAAAAAGAGGAUUAGAUACUUUUGUGUGACUAGACUGAUUAGCUUUGCACUCUGAAUAUGCAGAAAUUGAGUUUAAAUAUUUUUAGCCAUUUGUCAUGUAAACUGAUACUUGUUUUCAAAUAAGGAACUAAAUAUCUUGAGGCCUAGAAAAUAAUUUAAAAAUUCAAAUGAAUCCUUUUGUAUUAGCAGUGCCCUAUAUAAUAAGUAAAUAUGGUACUUGCUACUAAUGAAAUCAUCUUGAUACUGCAAAUGAAAUAAGAUAAUUGUAGCUACCUUUCCCAAUAUUUCCUAAGUUCUAACUGAAAAAGAGUAUUUAAAUGCCUAAAUGUCUUCCAAGGCUAUUGCAGUUUCCCACCAGAGGACCCUAUAGAUCAUACUAAAACAUCAGUGUUUUAAAAUGUUAUUUUUUUGACUGUUUAAACUGCUCUUGAUGUAUUUGCUGAGUAAUGAAAAACCAUCCCAUCCAGACGUUACUGAGGCUUUUUUUUUUGUGUUGGCACAGCUAUAAUUUUAAAAGCCCAAUCUAGCCCUCUUAAGCCAGUGUUGCUUCAUAGGUAACAUUAAUACUGAAAAAAUAUUUCUAUAAGUGAUAUUGAAGAUGUAAGGAUGGAAACAAGCAAUUCUGAUCACUCAUUGUACUAACUGCCCUAAUUGAAAUGAUGAU
Molecule: messenger RNA, 2664 nt
Organism: Colius striatus (speckled mousebird)
Lineage: Eukaryota; Metazoa; Chordata; Aves; Coliiformes; Coliidae
Gene: TMEM70
Product: transmembrane protein 70
Exons: 3
Coding region: 342-1061 (239 amino acids)
Biological process (GO): mitochondrial proton-transporting ATP synthase complex assembly
Cellular component (GO): mitochondrial membrane
Source: RefSeq, a predicted model, not a curated record